Messenger RNA from Mucor mucedo, 1371 nucleotides. RefSeq lists its product as uncharacterized. Bases 1 to 1233 code for a protein of 410 amino acids. NCBI's taxonomy places the organism in Eukaryota, Fungi, Mucoromycota, Mucoromycetes, Mucorales, Mucoraceae. Gene Ontology annotation, cellular component: RNA polymerase II transcription regulator complex. The transcript is spliced from 3 exons. The record is from RefSeq and is a predicted model, not a curated record. Gene Ontology annotation, molecular function: transcription cis-regulatory region binding; DNA-binding transcription activator activity, RNA polymerase II-specific.
AUGAAUUUUGAAGACAUUGUUGACAUGGAUUGGGUUGAUACCCACACAACCUUAGAAGAUACAACUGAUUUCUCAUCAGAGUAUUUCUUUGAUCAUCAGCCUGACUUUUUGUUAGAACAACCUUUAACACCGCCACUACAAGCAAGUACUAUUGAACCAGAAAUCAAGAUGGAGCCCAUUUCAAGUAUGCCAACUACUGAACAGAUAAAGCAGUUGAUUGAAAUUGCAAAGAGACAGUUGGCGUUACGUGAACAACACUACCUGCAACAACAGGAACAGCAACCUUCUUUAUUUCAACCUAUUAUUGAUACUCCCGCCGUAGUCAAUGAAACCACUGCUGCGCCAUCAAACAUUUUUUCUAUGCCGCCCCUCCCUAUCUUAUCCCCUACAACUGUCGCAACAACAGAUGGGAUUGAUUUGAAGAGAUUGACACCAAAAGAACGUCGUCAAUUGCGCAAUAAGUUAUCAGCAAGAAAUUUUAGAGUUCGAAGAAAAGAGUAUAUCUCUACUCUGGAGGGACAAGUAAAUGACCACAAGAUGGCAGCUGAAGCAUUAAAAGAUAAACUAGUCAAGGUUGAAGAAGAGAACAAAAAACUACGCAAAGAGAUGGAUAACCUGAAAAGACAGAACCAAAUCCUCUUAUCACAAAAAUCUUCAUCGUCACCACGUAUUUUAUCUUCUUCGUUACCAAAACCCAACCUGAAUAAGGAUAUCAGUAUUAUGGGUACAAAAGCAACAGACUCAUAUCGUCAACAAGAUAACUGUAUACUUGUAUCUAACGCAAUUAUGCCUGUGUGGGAUUACAAUGCGAUUCUUUCUAAUCAACACAAGAAAAUAGAACAACAACAACAACAACAACAACAGCCUAAAAAUGAAUACAUGGAUCUUCUCGUUGGUCAAUUUUUAUUAUCUGUUGUACAACUUGCAAGUUGUAUGCCUCGUGGAACCAAUCAAAUCCAAGAUGAUGAUUACAGACUCCCCCUUAUGCCAGAUGAUCGUGAUUUUUCCUCAUCAUCCACAACAAUCAAAUCAACAAACUCAUCCUUGUCUAUAUCAAAUAACUUUCUUGCAUCCACUUCAUCUUCAUUCCCUACUCUUAUUAAUUCACCACCCCUUUCUUCUUCUUAUAUGGAAGAUUUAUAUGAUGUAUUGAUCCAAUCUGCCUUGAUCAAUAGUUCAAACUCUGAUAAAUCUUUUUGGUGGUGGGAUAACUCAAACUCUCAAGCCAUGUAAUCAUCUCUCUUCAUAUCCCCAUAUAUUUUUUCUUUUUUUUUUCCAUCAGUUUUCUUUUUUUAAUUUCUUUUUUCUUUUUCGCCUUUUUUUUUUUUUUCUUUACAAUAAAAAUUCCCCAAUCAUUUGCGUAACUUUAAA